AUGGAAGGUCGAGACUUUCUGGCCAUGGCAACGGCCCCUGUGGUCGCUGUUAUUACCGACACUGCACGGAUAGUUCCGUCUAUGCUCAUGUCAAAGAACAACAUUCCUGACUUGGUUCAUUAUCUACGACCUUUUGGACUAGCACGUCACUCUCAUGUUUCCAUUCCGGACAUGCAUGGAAAUACUAUUCAACUUGAUCCUGGCCAUAUUCGAUUCGUGGAUUUGUGUUCAUUGGAUACGCCUACUGUUGCUCGGUCUGGAACGGUCGAUGCUGCUGUCAUGGCUUCAGUCUUGACUGCUACCAUGGGCUCAUCUGCUUCACCUUCCAAUAAUACUGCGUCAUCUACUGCCGGAUCUCCCCUUUCCCAUCCCACCAAACUCCCCUGUUUGCGCAGUAUUGACGAAGUGCAUCGAUACCGUGAAUCGGGUUUGGUCGUCGUGUCCACUAGCGAUCCAGAUCCUGUGGCUACUGCAAGAGAUUUACUUACCGAAUCAAAUAUUCCACAUGCCUUGAGAAAACCUUAUAUGGAUCCAUAUAUUCAGCGACUGUAUUUGCUGAUACACGAUCCUGAGGAAGCUCCUAAUGUAGAUCCUGAUGCAAUUUUGGCCAAUAUGAAACGAUCAUUUCCAACUUACAUGCUGACGAUCAAUACUCGUCCAGCUAAUUCAGAUCAAGCUCAAAGUGUUCCCGAUAUUUGGUCAGCUUCCAUUUCAGAAACUGCAGAGCUGACUCAACGUCUAUCUAGCACUUCCCCUAUACCACCAAAUCUGUCCACAUCACCCAAAACAACAGCUACUCCGCAAACAGAGUCUCUAAAUUUAGUCAAUGCUAGUGAUGCAAAAUCACCACUUUUGACUAUAACGACUACUACCGUUUGUGGGCAGCGAAUAUCCGUUUCAGAUUAUUCAAACGUCAACACUUUUAUAGAAGAAUUUCUGCUGGAUCACAUUAUUAGUCGUAUGGUGGGUCAGAUGAAAGAAUGGGAGCAAGACGUUGCUAGUGUACGACGUGGCAUUUCUGGCAGACUGUUUAAAGUCGGUCUUAAAUAUUUUAGUGGAUCGAAAUCAGCUGCAUCCCACCCUGUACCCUUUACAGAUCCCAUAACAGGACAAACCAUGUUUCCAUUUCUUUCUCCAGAACUCAUCAUGCGACGACUGGGCGACUAUGCAUUCAUGCUUCGAGAUUACAGAUAUGCUCUAUCUAUCUAUGAAUCAGUAAAAAAAGAUUUUACUUCCAAUGAGCGCUAUGCAAAGUACUAUGCUGGAAUUCAAGAAAUGAUGGCAGUGACAUCUCUUAUGAUUACCGAUUCUCCGAAAAGUAGUAUUGACGCAAUGGCCGAAAACGCAGUCCUAAAAUACAUUGACGCCAAAUGCUCUCUCUAUGCGAGUCGAGCAACCAUGUGGAUUGUUGAGAUGACCAAAGAGCAUAAUCUGUUCAGAGAUGCUGCUGCACUACUCAUUCGCAUGGCUGGUGAAGAGUCUGAUCUCAAGGGUGCUUUGUUUCUUGAACAGGCCGCCAUCUGCUUCCUCCGAACCACUCCGCCUUUACCAAGAAAAUACACUUUUCAUUUAAUUUUAGCUGGAAAUCGGUUUUCCAAGUGUGGUUUGCGCAAUCAUGCUCAACGAAAUUAUUCAACAGCUUUGGAAGCUUACGGCGGACUAAAUUGGACUUUGAUUGACGACCAUAUCCACUUUGCGCUGGGGAAACAGUUGUUCCAUAUGGGAAAGGUUGAUGUAGCCAUACAAUAUUUUAUCAAAUUGCUGAGGAAAAGUCGGCAGUCUGCUGCUGGACAGCGAGCAUAUCUGUCCGAGUUUUUGUAUAUUUAUCAACAGCUUGUUUCUACAAGGAAUGUUGAGAAUGGAAGCUCGGGUAAACUCGAAGAUAUACAAGACAAUCUACCCACUGUUCCGCUUCCUGUUAUUUUAGAUGCUGGAGUAAAGCUUGCUCUACAGAGAAAUGAGAUCUAUAAAGGUGGUACUGCUGAUACACGCAGUAAUACUGGUCCUGGGGUUUCUAGUGGUGCUAUAGGUGGAUCGAAUACCCAAGAUGGUCACGAUACUUUCAAGGAUGAUGGAUUGAUUUGGACGUCGCUUGAGGAAAAGCUUGUCGAAUUUGUUACAGAAGGUACUCCUAGCUCAUCUGCUACUUUCCGUCGUCGGCCACCCUUGGGACAGCCUGUAACGGUUCUUCCUGCAAAUUCAGAUCAAGCACAAACUAUUACAGCUGUAGAUGAACCCGUCACUGUUUCUUUUCAAUGGGUCAAUCCACUUCAAGUUCCCAUUCCUGUUAAUAAUAUCUAUUUGGAGUGUGUGUUUUCGGGCUGUUCUGAAACUAAAACCGAGUUGGUAAUUCCAUCAACUGGCGACGUGCCUAGUCGCAUUGAGCUACCUCAAUAUGAUAUUCAGGUAUUGCACGAUGUUUCUCUUGAUGCAGGCGAAAAACGCAAAAUUCACCUCAAGAUAUAUCCAAAAAUGGAAGGUGAAAUCACUGUAUUGGGUGUACGAUAUCUACUAUGUGGUAUAAUUCCUACUUAUAGGAGAUUUCAAAAGCGUCGACAAAAGUUGAGUGAGCCUCAAGUGCAACAGGCAGAUCAAGAUGACCAAGAUACCAAAGAUAUAUUGCUCAAGAUUCUAGUGACGCCUCCAAUGCCUGUGCUAGAUGUAGUGUUUCAUUCGUUCCCAGAAACAAUGCUGUUGGGACAAGUAUCGCAAGUAGCGCUAGAGUUAAAUAAUCGUGGAACAAGAGGGCUUAAAAAUUUAGUUGUGAUUACAAGCCAUCCUACUGCAUUUUGUUUUGGGGAUGGAACGUCGUUGGAGCAACCUUCAUAUGCUCCCAAGGCUCCAACAAGCGAAUCUAAUUAUGAAGAAAAAAUAUCUGUUUCUAAUACGCUUGUAGAUGGGUCUGCGUGCGCACUUCAACUCCCAUUGUCUGAUGAUACCGCAUCAACCUCCAUGUCACCCAAUACAAAGGAUGCGCUCAUGUCAGGCGGGAUCCUUUCUGCAUCGCUUAUUACUCUUAUCCCAGUAUGGGUCAGAGCCGAUAAGGCUGGUAAGCAAGUGUAUAGGAUAUUAUUUAUGUAUCAAUCGGAGAGCCAAGGUAGCUACCGAAUACUUCGCUGUGUACUUACUACCGAGGUAAUUCCCUCGCUUCGAGUCAAUAUUUUUACGCGAACCAGCAUCAAUUGUCUCGAUGAGUUUAUUCUUGGUGUAGAAAUGGAAAACUUGCAUCCAAACCUUCCACUUACAUUCCGGCAAAUCACAUCCAUCAGUCCAUCGUGGCAGAUUGAACCUUUAAUUGAUUGUGAGCAAUUUACCGAGAGUAUCAUGAAGCCAAGCCAAACGCAGUAUCAGUACUUUCGUAUCAAACGGUGGAUGGGUCGUGCGCCAUUGAUAAUGAGCCAAACACCAGAACUCAUGACCACGUCUGCCAUACAGAGACUUAUUUUGCAAGAAGAUGCAAAACCUUUUACUCCGCCAGAUAUUACCAUGUGGAUUAAAAGUUUAGGUGCACAAAACCAACUUACUACUACCAGUGAGCUUCCAUUGGAAUCCUUUCUUCAUUCACAGCGGUAUCAGACACGUAUAGCGCACUUGCUUACGCAGUAUCCGAGUUUGACACUGGCACAGGUUAAGCAGCUGUUUACACAAAUAUGGAUGGAUGAUUUAGAUUUAUGUUUCUUUUGGGAUUCAACCGCGACUGGACAGCGAGGACAUUUGGCACUCACAGGACUUAAUCUUUGUCUAUAUUCUCCACUUCCCCUUGCAGCUUGGUUUGGGCAUAUGGAUGCAAAGGCUUUUAUUGGAAGAGCACUGUUUAGUGCUACGGUAAGAGAACGCAAACUUCUUGUGGCAAGUUUGCUGAAAUCUCGAGCCAAAGAUGCAUGUCCUGUUCGGGUUGUUGUCGAAUGUGUACCAGAGGUGGUAAUGAAUGCCGAUGGAAAAUGUUUUGUAGAAGUGGACAUUAUUCUUGGAAAUAGCUCCUGGAUGCAUGUAGCCGAGUAUCAGUUUGAAGCCAUUUCAUCUUUUAGUAGCAGUGUAGAAGAUGCGCCUGUCAAGGGAUCAAGUAAGAAUGUAGGUGAUAGGCCAUCGACUGUGGGACCUACUGCUCUUUCAAAACGACUUAGCGUGGCUGCAGCUUCCGGCGGGGAGUCGUCCACUACCAACUCGACAGCAACCAAGGGACCAUCUGGAAACACGUUCGCAUGGGUUGGACAAACACAUUUUAGCGGUAAACUUGAACCUGAAUCUCAAACUCGAUUUAAACUUCAUGCCUGGUUUUCACAUCUCGGUAUGCAUGAUGUGAACCGAUGGAAGCUGAAUGUUCUCUUGAUGUUUUCAGACGAAGCCAACGCGGUUGGAGAUGUACCUGCCGCAACUAGCAAAAUUGGAAACAAUGAAGUAAGCUCGCCACUCAUAAAGUCUGUAAAGAAACCUGGACUAGUAUUUGUGCAGAUGCCGACUAUGGCCCAGCAAGUUUACGUUUGUGGGAAGAACUAGACAUCCAAGUUAAACUGCUGUAUUCGUUACCGGUUCGAAUCCAAACUGACGGUUGGAGAUGAUGGCUGGAGCCAUGAAUGAAUCUACUUUUAUUAAAUAUCAAAUCCAAUUCC
Batrachochytrium dendrobatidis JAM81 is the source of this 4610-nucleotide messenger RNA. RefSeq lists its product as uncharacterized. NCBI's taxonomy places the organism in Eukaryota, Fungi, Chytridiomycota, Chytridiomycetes, Rhizophydiales. Gene Ontology annotation, molecular function: protein binding. Gene Ontology annotation, cellular component: TRAPPIII protein complex. The coding region runs from base 1 to 4497 and encodes 1498 amino acids. The transcript has 4 exons. The record is from RefSeq and is a predicted model, not a curated record.